Molecule: messenger RNA, 2261 nt
Organism: Drosophila albomicans
Lineage: Eukaryota; Metazoa; Arthropoda; Insecta; Diptera; Drosophilidae
Product: sphingomyelin phosphodiesterase
Exons: 4
Coding region: 14-2020 (668 amino acids)
Biological process (GO): ceramide biosynthetic process; sphingomyelin catabolic process
Cellular component (GO): lysosome
Molecular function (GO): acid sphingomyelin phosphodiesterase activity
Source: RefSeq, a predicted model, not a curated record
UCAGCCGAGUGCGAUGAGGUCUCAGUGGAGUGUUGUGCUAUUUGUUGUGGCAGCCACGCUGACCAUCAGCGAGGCACAUAACUUGCCUGGAGUGCCAGAAAGCUUUACCAGCGAUAAUCGUCUCACGGCUGCCAUUUCAGCUAGCAUAGCGGAAGAGAUUAGCCAAGAGUUUGUCAAGUACAUGGCCACGGGCAUCGAGUCGGAGCGUCUUCGACAGCUGGGCAACGAGUUGCGCCACAGUCACAGCAAAAAGGAUAUUUUCACCGAGUCCCUAUUCGAAGUGAGCGCCGCGGAUCAGUAUUUCGCUUGUACUUUGUGUCGAGCGACUGUCAAAGUGUUGGCCGACAGCUUUACGGGUCCAGAUGGGGAAUUAACUGGUCCAAAUCGUGAUGAAAAUGCUAAGAAAACAAUGCUCACCAUUUGCGAUUACUUUGACAUUCAGACGCAGGAAGUGUGCAGCGGACUCUUUGACAUCAAUUGGCCCAUACUCGAUUACAUACUGAACGAGACGAUUGCCGAGGCGAGCUCCAUUUGUGGCAUGUUGCCCAUUAGCAUUUGCCAGCUGUCGCAGGAGGAGUACUCUCUCAAUGUGACCAUUGUGGGUGAUACAUCACUAGAGUCUAACUCCGAGCUGCCUGAACGCAGUGACAACGAUUUGUUGGUGCUGCAUUUGACUGACAUUCACUAUGAUCCCGAGUACGCUGUGGGCAGCUUGGCGGAGUGCGAUGAACCCAUGUGCUGUCGGGGUGAAGUGGUUACCACAUCCGUUGGAGCUGGCUAUUGGAGUGACUAUCGCAACUGCGAUACUCCUAAGCAUUUGAUUCUAAAUGCCUUCCAACACAUGUCGCAGCACAAGAUUGAUUGGAUCUAUCAUACGGGUGAUGUGCCGCCUCAUAAUGUCUGGUCCACCACGAAGCAGGGCAACAAGGAUAUGCUGACUGAAAUCGAUGAACUGUUCGAGCAGUAUUUCCCCAACAUUCCUGUCUAUCCCUGUCUGGGCAACCAUGAACCACAUCCCACCAAUGUUUUCAACAGCGACAGCGCACUGCCCGCUGAGCUGCGCAUUGAUUGGCUUUACGAGCACGUCUGGAGCUUGUGGAAAAAGUGGCUGCCCGCUGAAGCUGAGGUCACUGUGCGUCGCGGUGGCUACUACACUCACUCGCCCAGUGCUGGUCAUCGCAUUGUGGCGCUGAACAGCAUGGAUUGCUAUCUCUACAAUUGGUGGCUCUAUUACAAUGGUUCGCUUGUGCUCGACCAGCUGCAGUGGUUCCAUGACACUCUCUUGGCCGCCGAACUGGCUGGCGAGCGUGUUCAUGUGCUGACCCACAUACCAUCGGGCGAUGGCGACUGCUGGUCGGACUGGGCGAGGGAAUACAAUCGCCUGCUGGCACGUUUCAGCAAGACCAUUACGGGCAUCUUUAGCGGACACACGCACAAGGAUGAGAUGAAUCUGCAUUAUGCGGACAACGGAGCUGCGGUUGCUGUUGCCUGGAAUGGCGGCAGUUUGACAAGUUACUCUUACAAGAAUCCCAACUAUCGUUUGUAUGAACUGCACCCCGAGAGUUGGCAAGUGUUGGAGCAUCAGACCUGGACCUUUAAUCUAACCGAGGCGAAUCUUAAGCCCGAUGAAUCGCCUAAUUGGUACAAGGAAUAUGAAUUUACGGCGGACUUCACCAGCGACACAAGUCCCGCUGGCAUUGACAAGUUGCUGGUGGAAAUGGCCGAACAACCAAAUCUGUUGCGCAAAUUCUGGCGCUACAAGAUGACGCAAUCGGAUGCCAGGACGAGUGGAGGCUGCGACAACGAUUGCUUGGCCAGCACGCUGUGUCGCAUCGCCACCUCCAACUACAAGAACAGAACGCGUUGUCGUGAACUCGAAGCCAUACUCCAGCAGAGCCUGGACAACGAGCCAGAGAAUGAGCCAGAGAAUGAGCCAGAGGGUGAUGGAGCUGGCACUUUGAUUGCCAUCGGUUUGCCCUCGCUGCUGAUUGGCAUCGUUGGUUUGCUGCUGUUGCUCUAAUUGAUACCAUCAGCUAAUCCUCGAGCGCUUAUCUUUAUCGCUUUUGGCAUUUAUUUAUAGCGUAUCGUUAUUAAUUAGUUCGAUUAGCUUGCAGCGCAUUCAUAAAAUGCGUCAUAAAAGUGGCAAUAAGUUUUUCCCCCAUCCUUCUUUGUCUGCUGCGAGUGUAAUUAAACGCUUUUUGUAGUUUUAACAUUCAGAAUUUUUGAUAUACACAUAUAAUUACAUAAAAUUGCAUUUUUCU